Messenger RNA from Melanotaenia boesemani (Boeseman's rainbowfish), 2387 nucleotides. It is a transcript of the gene gpr101, whose product is annotated as G protein-coupled receptor 101. Gene Ontology annotation, molecular function: G protein-coupled receptor activity. Bases 789 to 2132 code for a protein of 447 amino acids. The record is from RefSeq and is a predicted model, not a curated record. Gene Ontology annotation, biological process: G protein-coupled receptor signaling pathway. Lineage: Eukaryota; Metazoa; Chordata; Actinopteri; Atheriniformes; Melanotaeniidae. Gene Ontology annotation, cellular component: membrane. The transcript has 2 exons.
UAUAAAACAUCAUGCAGAAUGGUGAAAGGCACUUGCACAUUCAAAACAACAUGGGCAAAACGGACGGGCGGGGAUCUGUGCGGAGCUCCAGAGGCGGGGGAGAUUUCUGUGCAGGUGUCCUUGUUUCUUUUUUUUUUUUUUUUCUUUUUUUUUUCUGACACGUCAAAACGAGACAAGACCCGACCGUAAGUAUCCUAAGACCGUUAAGGAGGAAUCAUAGCUGAUCAAAUAAUACAUAUUUGAUCCGUUCUGAAAUCCUAGAAGAGCAGCAAACGGGGAAACGUGCUCGUCUGGAUGAGAGACCCCCGCUGGGUGAAGACAUGCUGCGUUAGCUGAGCCGUGAAAGCCCGCUGCCGUUGACUGGAGCUGAUGCAGAGAUGGAAGCAAAGCGGUGAACAGCGAGCGCAGGGGAGGGGAGCAUCAUCGAGCAAAUUGUCGCGUCACUGAUCAUUUGAAGAUGUGAGCUGUAAGAAGAGGGCCUGGUUCGGUGGGUGAAGCCUUCAGGGAUUAAUCACUGAUCACGAUGAACAGCGAAACAGUGUCGGACAUCUUCUGCUGCUUUUGGAUAAAGCAUCUGGGCAAUUUUCACAUGUUAUGGAUGAUGUGUCAAGUUAGAUGAAGUGCUUCUGAGAACAAUGUGAGAUGCCUGAUCAAUUUUGCACCUGAAAUGCACUAAAGAAGCUUUUGUGUCUCAAUCCCUAAAAGGCAAAAUGGACUGGUUUUCACUCUUGAUUAGAAUGGGACCAACCUGACUUUGUGUUAAGGCUCUGCUGGAUGUCAGACAUUCAAUGUCAGGUUUACAGACACCAAGCAUGGACACAAAUUUUACUGGUGUUUCCCCAGAGCUUGGUUUCACCAGCUCCAGUCAGGAGCCAGUCUGGUCCUAUACAGUUAACAGCGUGGUGAAGAUGGUGCUCAUAUCUCUGAUUGUGUGCUUAUCCUUGUUUGGGAAUGUGGUCGUUCUGCUGGUUUUUCAAAGAAAACCUCAACUCCUUCAUGUUGCUAAUCGAUUUGUCCUCAACCUCCUCUUGGCGGACCUACUCCAGACCGUAUUAGUCAUGCCCUUUGCCAUUGCAGCCACUGUGCCAGCUGUGUGGCCCCUGGAUGCUCGUCUGUGUCAGGCCCUGGUGGUGCUCAUGCACCUUUUUGCAUUUGCUGGAGUCAACACCAUCAUAGUUGUAUCUGUGGAUCGCUAUCUGGCUAUCAUUCACCCCCUUUCUUAUCCUACUCGCAUGACUCCUCACUUAGGCACCAACCUGAUUGUCUGCACCUGGGUUCUGAGUUUCCUGCAGAGCACACCCCCCCUCUACAGCUGGGGGGUUAUUGACUUUGACCGACAUCACAUGGUCUGCACAGUGGUGUGGUCUUCUAGUUUGUCCUACUCUGCUGUGGUGUCCACCUUCUCUUUCUGGCUACCUGUGCUCAUUAUGCUGGGAUGUUACUGGAUGGUAUUCAGAGCAGCUAGAAGGCAGAAUGCUCUUGUGCACCCCAUACAAACUCAGUCCUACUCCCAGCCCUGCCAACAGGACUUCCAAGGACCAAGCAGUCCACAGCAACAGCCCAACCCCCAGCAAAUCAGUCCAACAGAAGGCCCCUACACAGCCAGACGAUACCCUGUUCGAGUCAGACACAGACGUUUCCACUAUCACUGCAAAGCAGCUCGAGUGGUUUUUGUGAUCAUGGCUUCAUAUAUCUUCAGCAUGGGUCCUUACACCAUUCUGAAUACUAUAUCUAUGAGUACCAAAGCAGCCGUGCCUCCAUGGUUAUCCUCCCUUGCACUUGUGCUCUUCUUUUUACAGUGCUGCCUACACCCAUACAUUUAUGGUUACAUGCAUCGUAGUGUGAGAAAAGAAUUCCUGGCUUUGCUCUGCGGCCUGCUCUGCAAGCAGGGUCGCCCCAACCAAAGCUCCGCCAUGGAAAGCUGCUUCACUACGACUGAGAGACGCUCCGGCGCUCACCCGCACCUACCCAGUCUGGCUGCUCGAGUAUUCCCUCUGCAGACUUGGGAAGAAUGCACAACAUCCUCCUCUCCAACUUUUGAGAGGAAGUCGAAGGACAGCCGCAAAGAGACCACCUCUACAAGCCUCAGCUCGGAGAGGGAGCUCCCCCUCCACAGCAAACAAAGCACAUGAGCUGCCUUGAGCAUUUAUCUGAUUGAACAAAUUUGCUCUUACUUGAAGAGCUUGUGCAGGGGUUCAUAAUUAACUGCAGGAUUAUGGAUCAUAAAGCUGCUGGCAUUGGUGGCACUGACUGAUCUGAUCACCAAUAUAGUGAUCCCAUAUAGCCUAUCUUUUGGGGGAAAUUUUCCAGUCAGUGUUGCAUUAUUUCUAUUUAAUAGAGCUGGUUGUGGAAGAAAAAAGAAAAAAAAAAAAAAAACUGUAAAUGAG